Pseudoliparis swirei is the source of this 1236-nucleotide messenger RNA. It is a transcript of the gene lgals3b, whose product is annotated as lectin, galactoside binding soluble 3b. Bases 108 to 1094 code for a protein of 328 amino acids. Gene Ontology annotation, molecular function: carbohydrate binding; IgE binding; laminin binding. The record is from RefSeq and is a predicted model, not a curated record. The transcript is spliced from 7 exons. Gene Ontology annotation, biological process: negative regulation of endocytosis; monocyte chemotaxis; eosinophil chemotaxis. Lineage: Eukaryota; Metazoa; Chordata; Actinopteri; Perciformes; Liparidae. Gene Ontology annotation, cellular component: nucleus; immunological synapse.
ACCUGUUUUCAACAUGUAGGUGUGGUCUGAACAGGGAGAGGCUCGAACUACCGGGCUCAGCUCAGGCACUCUGAGUCUGUAGCGGUUUCAGAUCUCAAACCAGCAGCAUGGAUCUGAGUGACGCUCUCGGAGAUUGGCCCUCUGGUGGCAGCAACCAGCAACCUCAGCCUGGAGGGGCCUGGCCUGGACAACCUGCUAACUCCACCUGGCCAGGUAACCCCGCUAACCCCGCCUGGCCUGGAGGUCAGCCUGGAGGUCAGCCUGGAGGUCAGCCUGGAGGUGGAGGGGCCUGGUCCGGACCGCCUGGAGGUCAGCCUGGAGGUGGAGGGGCCUGGUCCGGACCGCCUGGAGGUCAGCCUGGAGGUGGAGGGGCCUGGCCCGGACAGCCCGGACAGCCCGGACAGCCCUCCUGGCCCGGACAACCCGGACAGCCCGGACAGCCCUCCUGGCCCGGACAACCCGGACAGCCCGGACAGCCCUCCUGGCCGGGACAGCCCGGACAGCCCGGACAGCCCUCCUGGCCCGGACAACCCGGACAGCCCGGACAGCCCUCCUGGCCCGGACAACCCGGACAGCCCAGCCAGCCCAACUGGCCCUCUCCCAGCCCCCAACCAUCUGCACCUGGACCUGGACCUGGACCAGGACCUGGUUUUGGAUCUGGACCCCAAAAGAAUCUGGCGGUUCCGUACGAACAGAGUCUGCUGAACGGGGUUCAUGACAAACUGCUCAUCACCAUCAUCGGAACCGUGAACAAAAAUGCUCAGAAUGUCACCGUGAAUCUGUCAACAGCAGAGGACCUGGCCUUCCACUUCAACCCUCGCUUCAAUGAAAACGGCCACAAUGUGAUCGUGAGGAACACCUGCAUCGGCAAGAAGUGGGGCCGAGAGGAGAGAGAGCUGUCGGCCUUCCCCUUCGUCCCCGGACAGCCUUUCGAGCUGAAGAUCUUGUGCACCAAACGAGAGUUCAAGGUGGCCUUGAACAGCUCUCACCUCCUGGAAUACCGGCACCGGAUCAUCAACCUGAAGCAAAUCAACAAGCUCAGCAUCCACAACGACCUCACGCUGAGCGACGUCCGCAUGGAGACUCUGCCCUGAGGCGCCAGAUCCCCAAAGAUCUGACACAGAUCUACUGUGGAUCCAUUAUGGACCUGUUGGUACUCACCAGAGAUCUACUGUGGAUCCGUGGGAGAUCUGUUGGGGAUUCACAAGACAGAACAAAUAAAGUUUUCAUCUCAGA